Hemicordylus capensis (graceful crag lizard) is the source of this 6405-nucleotide messenger RNA. It is a transcript of the gene ZNF653, whose product is annotated as zinc finger protein 653. The coding region runs from base 461 to 2008 and encodes 515 amino acids. Gene Ontology annotation, cellular component: nucleus. Lineage: Eukaryota; Metazoa; Chordata; Lepidosauria; Squamata; Cordylidae. Gene Ontology annotation, biological process: regulation of transcription by RNA polymerase II. Gene Ontology annotation, molecular function: transcription coregulator activity. The transcript is spliced from 10 exons. The record is from RefSeq and is a predicted model, not a curated record.
AUAUAUGUAUAGCGUUGUCGACAUGUGUGGUGCUUUACACAGUAACAAACAGGAGGACGGGUCACUGUCCGCAGGAUCCUAUGGCUUCAAAUUCUACAUGGGAGGCAAUGGAGAGGGAAGGAUGGUGAAGUUUUGGGGGAGGAUUUUAAUUUUAAUCCCAAACUUCGCUUCAGUAGGGGAUGAGGAUUAAGGGGUUGUGGAAAAGAUUUCAUGGAAAAGUUAAGUUUUGUAGAGCAGCUUGUGCAAAGAGAUAGAGAGACAUUGGUAUAAUGUGGGUGUUCAAGAAUGGAAGGGAGAAAGUGUAGUCACUUGAGGAUGUAGGAGAUUUGCUUUAGUUUGUGAACCUAACUGGUGGCAGCAGUGGAGACAACAGUCCACGGUGCUAAACAGCUUUCGAUCCAUAAAACUCAAAAGUACAGAGCCAUUUCUCAUUUUUAGAGAAAAGAAGCCAUGGGAGCAAAUGCCUUAUGAACCACAGCGAAAGAAAAGAAGAAGGCGGAAUGUGAACUGCCUGAAGAACACAGUGAUCUGGUAUGAAGACCACAAGAACCGCUGCCCUUAUGAGCCCCACCUCUCGGAGUUGGACCCCACCUUUGGGAUGUACACAACAGCUGUAUGGCAAUGUGAAGCAGGACACCGCUAUUUCCAGGACCUGCACUCCCCGCUUAAGCCCCUCAGUGACUCUGAAAAUGAGUGUGACAAUGCAGUUGUGAACGGCACAGGGGCUGGAAGUUCAGGGUCCUCGGAUGAGAAUUCCGGCUCUGAGUCAGAGGAACAGCCGGAGAGCCGGAAGGCCAAGCCCCAGGCGCAGCAGCCACCAGCAGAUGUGGCAGGCGAGAGUGCUAGUGGGCUCAUCACUCAGGAUGGCAUCCACAUUCCAUUUGAGCACCAUAUUGAGAACCUGACUGCAGAGCAGGGGACUGGCAUGUGCCACAACCCACCCCUCAGUGGCCCAGAGACUAUGGAGACUGUGGUGUGUGUGCCAGUGCCUGUGCAGAUGAGUUCAGGCCAUGGGACUCUGUUUGAGAACGUGACGCAAGAGACACUUGGUGAAGUGGUGGCCAGCUGCCCUGUGCAGGGUGUGAUGCAAGGUUCACAGGUGAUCAUAAUUGCUGGGCCCGGCUAUGAUGCUCUCACAGCUGAGGGGAUCCAGCUGAACGUCACCAGUACGGGAGGGGAGGAGCUGCCCUGUGCCAUGAUUGAGGGUGUGGCAGCUUACGCUCAGGCGGAUGCUGAGAAUGGACAGCCUGGUAGCAUGGAAGACAUGGAAUACAUCGAAACCAAAAAAGAAAAUGAGCUUUUUGAACUCAAAAAAGAGGAGCCACAGCCCCCUACAGAAAUAGAGACACCAUGUGACCCAGAGCCAGCCCAUGAGAGUGAGGGGCCAGAGCCUGAGCCUGAAGAGGAGACAGAUGGCAACAACAUGUCGUCCAUUAUCUACGAGAUUCCAAAGGAACCUGAAAAGAGGAGGCGGAGCAAACGAGGUCGUGUGAUGGAUGCAGAUGGCAUGUUGGAGAUGUUCCACUGUCCCUAUGAAGGAUGCACCCAGGUCUAUGUAGCACUUAGUAGUUUUCAGAAUCAUGUUAACCUUGUUCAUCGGAAAGGAAAGACGAAGGUGUGCCCCCACCCAGGUUGUGGCAAGAAGUUCUACCUGUCCAACCAUCUCCGCAGGCACAUGAUAAUUCACUCAGGAGUUCGUGAGUUUACCUGUGAGACCUGUGGCAAAUCCUUCAAGCGGAAGAACCACCUGGAAGUCCAUCGCCGAAUGCACACAGGAGAGACGCCUCUCCAACUGCAGAGUUUAAAGCAGGACUGUCAACUCAUUAAAAGGUGUGAGAUCUGUGGCUAUCAGUGCCGGCAGCGGGCCUCUCUCAACUGGCAUAUGAAGAAGCAUACCUCAGAAGUCCAGUACAACUUCACUUGUGAGCACUGUGGCAAGCGCUUUGAAAAGCUGGACAGUGUCAAGUUCCACAAGCUAAAAAGCCACCCAGAUCACAAGGCGACUUGAUCCUGAGCACGGACUGCUUUAUUUAUUGCCCCACCAAAGGUCCCAGACCAACUGAGGGCACUUCUUGCACACUCGCCGCUGGAAAUGUGGUGUGUUCUUCCCCCAACAGAAGGAUGCACCCCUCGUGUCAGUGUAAUGGGGGCGAGGGGGGCAGCCUUUUACGAGCCGGUGACAACUGACUUAAAACGUUUUAGUUCUGAUGUGCAAGUGUUGGUGUUCUCAGGGAUUGGGUGGGGAGGGAGUGUCCCAACUGCAUCCAAUCGACCCAUCCUGUCACUGGAGAUGUUUGCUACAGCUGUCCUGUCUCUCUGGUAAUCGGGCCUGCACCUAUAAGUGAGAAGAAUCUUGGCCAGUAUGGUGCUCUCUGCCAAGCAGCACCUUUACUUGUCUAAGUACCUGCUGCUCUGUCUGAGGCCAGAGCACAAUAGGAGGAGCCACUAGCUUUGGAGAGGCUGCCGCCAUGGGAAGUUCUAGGACUGGUUCAUAUGACCAUUUUGUAUCUAAAAACCGUCAUAAUACAAGAUUCCCUUUGACUGAUCUGCAUUUGUUGAUCCAGUCUUGCGAAAGGCCAUAUCUUGCCCCCCCCCCCCCCCCCCCGGCAAAGUUGAACAAAGCGGUGGUGCCAUAAAUCAGCCAAAGCUCUGGUAUUAGGAACUUGCCUCUUCAUCUUCGGGGCUGUUCUGUUGGAAGGCAAGCCAGAGUGGGCCUCUGUAUGUGUGUAUUUGGGUGUCCCAAAGAGUGCAGGCUUGUGGUGGUGGAUGUGUUUAUGUGCACCAACUCUGCUGGAAGCAAGACCCUUUCUCUGUCCUGGGCCUUUGUACCCACCUACCCUUUCUGGCCUGCCAUGUUUGGAAGAGCAGCUACCCUUCUACUUGUCUGGAAAGGCUGCUCUUACUUCAGUAAGCACCCUUUCCUCUGAUAGUGGCUUAAAAACUUGCAGUGCCUUUCAGUAGUUGGUAAAUGGAUAUGGAAGGAAGCCCUCUCCUUCCUACGUAAAACAUGCUCCUGUGCAGCUGGGAAACUCUGCAUCCUGUUUUGCUCUUCCAGUGGCUUCCAAAGUGUAUGCCUGCCUACCAAGAGCGCUUUUCACAAUAACGUAGAUGAGGAAUCCCUCUCUAUCUCCACCUAAACGCCUGUGUGCUGCAGAGGUUUCCGGGCAUGUCCUACAGAGUACAGUUUGUCUAGCUAUGCCUCUUGGGCCGCCUCCUUUGUUGCCAUGUAUGGGCCGAGAGUCCGUCCGGGAAUGUGCCCUGCACUCUGCAACUACACUGCAGAAGGCAGCUGGUAGCUGAGAGCAAGCUGACCUCCAAGCAACCUUGCCUGCCGUUGCGGAUCUUCUCACUGAACACAGCUCGAAAGCCACAGCUCUCUUCCACUUGUGCUAAGUUCUUUGUUUGCCCACCCCAUGAAUGGACUAUGGCCAAGAUCUGUGUGUUCCAUGCAUGGGCAGGUUUGCCUGGCACAGACCCUUGCAUUUGACCUCUGCUUUUUGUUCUUUUUGAAAGCAGGCCUCUAGUGAUCAGGGCUAAAGAAGCUUGAGCAGAUGUUGUGAGGGCUUAGAAAAGUAUAGGAGGGUUCAGAAGGGCUCCGUUGGUCACAGGAAGCUAGAACUACCCUUCUAUAUUCCCCUUUCUGUUACUACUUCCUGCUUUUGUUUCUGUCUAAACUGCUCCAGUUUCCAAACCUCUUCCUGCCUUCUGUCCCUUUCCAUCAUUCAUUUAAAAAGCACACGCACAUGUGUUGUUUUUUUUAAAAUACCUUUAUCUUGGAUGCAGACUGAAGUGCAGAUAUUAUGCUUAAUUUGCAUGCUUUCAUAGUGUUCCAGUUAUGUUCCUUGUCUGUGGAUAGGAGAAGUUGCUGCUGGCUUCUGAAUACUCUUCUUGCACAGUCCUUUUCCUUAGAGUGCUCUAGUUGUUGCUUCUUGCUGUUUCUCUUGUAUGCACAGCUGUAUCCCUUGCUUUCCUGUACUUAACAUGAGUUGGUUGCCUGGGUAUUCACAGACUGACUGGUGUUCUCUAGAGUCAGCACCAUUAUUAUCCUGCCCGUGGGCUUCCCGGAGGCAUCUGGUGGGUCACUGUGUGAAACAGGAUGCUGGACUAGAUAGGCCUUGGGCCUGACCCCUGUUCUUAUGUACCCUCCCUCUGAUAAGUUCCACCAUGAUAACUGCCCCUUGCCAAAUUAUGCGCUCCUGUUCUGCUGAAUCUAGAUUGUGCGUGUCUGUAUGCUACACUUAAAUUUCUUCCGUCAUGGAAAUUAAGGCAGCAUGCAUAGAGUUCCCAGGCGGUCUCCCAUUGAAAGAAUGAUAACUUUCCUGUAGUAGACCAUGAGGAUAGUAGUAAACCAGUUCCCUCUUGCAAUUCAAGUCUAUGUCCAGCAGAUGGAACCAGAGCAACGUCUACUUGGCUAAGCAAAACUACAGUCCAGGACUCGGGCUGAGGGGGGAAAGCCAGCCACACACCCAUUUUGCACAAGGUGGAACACUAUUCCUUUCCUACAGGCUUGGCAUUUGCUGCUGCUGGCCUAACUCUUCCCCCUUCCACUAAGGAAAAUGCCUUUUUCCUGUAGGGGCGACUGAGAGAACACCUACAGGAUCUUUGGGGGUAUGCUUUUCAAAAACACAAACCACCGGUGAGCCCCCUUAUAAAACCCAUUCACUCUGCUCUUGCCUCCUGACUCUUAAAGUUAGUUCUAUGUGCUAGGGCACUAAAUAUUUCAGUCCAUUCUCUCCCCACGCCCCAGACUUCUUUCUAUCCUCUCCCUGAAUGAUGAAAUAUUUUAACUCUGGGAAGCCCUGAGCCAUUGUGUUAGUUUUUUUCAAGAGAUCCUUGGACUGGAAAGCAUCUCUGGCUUUAGACCUCACUUACUUAAUAGGACAGUGUAAAUAGCUUGGGAAGCAUCAGUUCUUCAACGUGGCUACCCUUCAUAGCCCUCUUUCGUGUUUUCAUGUGCUCCUGUCUGAACCAACAUAAGUGAUCAUGGCCUUUCUCCACCUUCCUGAACGAUUCUGCCUUCAGCAACAACCCUGACAAUCUUCCAAAGAAGAACCCAGAGGAACAGAAGAGCUGGUAUGAACAGUACUUUAGAUAGCACCUUUCCUAGAGUGUGUCCAUUAUCCAACAUCCAUUAUCUCUGUAAUCUUUACAACAACUCUGUAAGGCAGGCCAGUACUAUUACUGCUGUAUGAGAGAUUGCUCAGCAGUUUCGUAUCUAAUCUUGCUGUUAGAUGCAGUGUGUGUGUGUUCACUAGGCUAUGCCAACUUCAUCCCAUUUUUUCCAGGGUUAAGGGGACAGACAGGGCCUUUCUUCACUAAAGGUUAUGUGCAAAGCCUUUUCUCUGCGGGGAGGGAGGCUCAUGGUAAGCUUUGCUAAGUAAGCCUGUAAACAAUUCUUUCUCCUCUGUCUGGCUUCACGAUGCCAGUUGAGAGUCUAACCAUUAGGAAUUGCUCUCUUAUGUGGUGUUAUUCCAGUGCUGCUAAGGCCUGCUUUGCGAGCUGAGUUCUUGCUGGUGAGCCGACACGAACUGAUAUUGACAACCAGCAACUCAUUCCCUAAUCCUCUCUCUGUGGCGGUACCAAAAGUUAACCAGCUCCAUCCUACUCCCUAGUCUAGGCUCCUGUGGAGUAUAUUCUUGUAGGGAAGGGAUUAAUAACCCAUGUCUUCGCUCUCUACCCCCCUCAUUCUUUACAUUUGCUUUAAAAGCACCUUGGUGCCUCUCCACUCCCUGCAAAUAGUGCUGAAUAAAUAAUUCACUACCCGACAAGGCCACAUGAAUAAUGCAGGCGUAGGGAACUGCUGCUCUCAUCACCAAGGGCACCUCAAAAGCUGCUCUCCUUUGGCCGCAACCUGAAUUCUCUCCCCCCACCCCCCGUACCCCACCCCCAACCGAGCUGCAGGUGCUUCCUCCUCACCGGUUUGUUACCAGUUAUCAUUCAGGGGAGUUGCCGCUUUUUGUAUGGAAAAGAUGAGGUGGUGGCUUUGAUUUGUGCUUGAGGAGAGGGCAAGGUCUAAUGCUUUCGUGUUACAAAAGCUCUGCUGUGAGGAAGCCGGUGUCUGAUGUGAGCAGGCUACAUGAUACGAAUGGCUAUCCUGCAGAACAAGUUGAAGAGGGUGUAAAUAUGCCCCAUCUCUAGCAGCUCUGUCCUACAGGUAUUGGGUCCAUGGCUCAGGGCCUAGACGGUUUCUUCCUGGGUCGUGCUGGCCGUGCCCUUGUGCGGAUGAGAUACCUUUGGAGUUCUUAUGCUCCUCCACUCCCUGUGCUAUGUAGCUGCAGAGUGCCCAGACUCCCUUUUGCCAAAGAGAGAAGACACCUCAACUCAGUACUCCCUUGGAACACAUCAGCCUACAUUCUGUAAAACUGAAGCCCCUGCUGAUUAAAGGAAGAUUUGAGUUCUCAGUGA